Molecule: messenger RNA, 1483 nt
Organism: Hypanus sabinus (Atlantic stingray)
Lineage: Eukaryota; Metazoa; Chordata; Chondrichthyes; Myliobatiformes; Dasyatidae
Product: RELT-like protein 2
Exons: 7
Coding region: 600-1334 (244 amino acids)
Biological process (GO): positive regulation of cell-substrate adhesion; positive regulation of p38MAPK cascade
Source: RefSeq, a predicted model, not a curated record
GGAGAGUCAGUGUUUUUGAGUCUGCUGGUCCUGGUGUGGAUGCUACAUAGUCUCCUCCCUGAUGGGAGUGGGUCAAACAGUCACUGAGCAGAGUGGGUCACAUCCUUCAUGAUGUUACUGGCCCUUUCCCAGCAUUUCUCUGUGUAUGUCCUCGCAGCUGCAGCUUGUCGGUAGGUCCCGUCGCUCACUUGCCCGGAUGAUGCGGCUCCCUCCACCCCCGGUGAUGGGGAUGAGCUUUGCACUGGAUUCAGGGAGCCAGGCCUCCGAGAUGUCCAGCAUCUUGUUGUGGUUUGGCGGCCCAGUGACCUGGCAAGGUAUGCUGACCGGAGCCAGGGUUUUAUGUUUCGUAUCAUGGUAGGGUCACCCAUGCCAAACAGGUCAAAGGGUAGAGGGCAGACCACUGACCUCCAGGUUUGGGGGUUCAACUCCGGGCUAUGAACCCUGAUUGGUAAAACAAAGCUGUCACGGGACCAGCAACGAAGAAUCUGAGUGGAGAGCAUUCCCGAGUCUCCACUCAGAACUUGACCAGAUGAAAGACGAGAAGAAGCUGCUGACAGACACGGUGAUGGACACCCUGAACGCCAGGCAGACAGAGACAAAUGCGCGGGAUGGAGAACGACGGGACUGAAGAAACUUUGCGCCCUCAGAAUCUAUACACCAUCUUCCUGGUGAUCCUGGUCUUCUUUGUGAUGGGUCUGUUGGGCAUUCUGCUUUGUCACGUACUGCAGGAGAGGGGCUAUCGCUGCCGGACUUCCCAGGGGCUGGGGCCAGAGGCCGAGGCAGGUGCUCCAGCUGAGGACGUCCAAGGUUCACACCAGGACACAGUGGGGCAAAUUGUGCAAUGCAUCUUAGACAACAAAGCCAAUGCAGAGGCACUGAACAAGAUGCUGAUGGAGUAUGAACAGAUGAACGCCCUGGAACACAGGUCGUUCUGCCCAGAAGAAUUUGGAGGGCAGUCUGAUGCCCAGAGGCCCCACCUCCACACUGUGCAUUCGGACACUUCAGGAGAGAAUCGUUCAGUGUGUCUGCACUGCACGCAACUGAUGAAGCCAGCUACGAUGAAUGCUCACAGUCGGCUGCCGGGUGCUAAAAAGCGUGGCCCCAGGGUAGAAGUCACUGUCGUCUCUGUGGGCAGGUUCCGAGUGACGCACAUCGAGCGAUGUCGGGCAGUGGAGGAGCAGGCCGCGCUCCCCGUGGAUGGGUUGGCGAUCCAGCCCCACUCCAAGGAGACGGCAGAGGGUAUCAGCGAGCUCCUUGAUGGCAAACGCAGAGUUUCAGGGCAUUCCUCACCAGACCCCCUACCUCACGCCACACAGACUGACCGUGGCCGAUGACAGACGAGUACCAUGAGGAAAGGGUGGCCAAUCUCCAUCGGUCACUGGGAGGGGAACAGACCCACCUGAGGCCACAGUGACGGAAAUCUCCACUGCUCUGGAUUUGGCACAAAGUCAUUGGGGUCCGAUUGACCCAGGGUGGGGGUUAA